Molecule: messenger RNA, 1932 nt
Organism: Emiliania huxleyi CCMP1516
Lineage: Eukaryota; Haptophyta; Isochrysidales; Noelaerhabdaceae
Exons: 5
Coding region: 1-1932 (643 amino acids)
Source: RefSeq, a predicted model, not a curated record
AUGUCGGAGCACCACAGCCAGCGCAGCAGCAGUGAGCUCCAGUCCAUCAGCGAAUGCAGCGAUCAGGCCCUCAUCCAAGGACACGCGACAGCGAUGCAGGACUUCGACGCAAGCCGGCGCAGCAGCGAGUCUGGCGGACAAGGGCACGCGAAAUCCUUGGACUACUCCGACCGCCAGACUGCACGUGGGCACCCUCGCAGCUGCGAGGCCGCCGAACGCAGCAGCGAGAGGGUCCGCGCCCAGCUCCGAGGCCGGAUUGCCUCGGCGCGGCGAGUGCGCUGGCAGACUCAGGCGCUCAUAGCGCUCGCCGGUGUCUUGCUCAACUGCUCGAGCUGGGGCUCGCGGUACUACUCCGCCUGUGGGGUCGCCGUCGUCUUUGGCCACACCCUCCUGCUGAUCGCACUUCCAUCGUCCCAGUCGCUCCUUCUCCGGUUGGCCAGCGCGUGGUACGCGGGUCUCCACCUUGCAACUUUGCGUCGGCUACACUUUGCGGACAAGGCGUGGGGCUUUCGCAGCCACGCCGGCUUGGCCCUCGCCGGCCUUGUCUGCGCCGCAGGCGCUGUAGUCACGGCCUUCCUCGCGGCUGCGCCGCGCAUCCCGCCGCCAAAGCGCCUCAACUGCCUCAUCGGCUGGAUGCGGCUCGCCCUUGGACUUCGCGGCGCUGAGCUGGUGGCGCACGGGCUGUGCCUCUUCGGCAAGGGCGAGGUGGAGACUCAGGAUGCCGCGUGCAAGCUCGCCGUCGCGGGGUCGCACCUUGUCUGUGCCUGUGUCCUGCUCGGCCCGCACGCGAGAGCACGCGCGGUCGAGCUGCUCACGCGGCUGGGCGCCACAGAGGAGGAGCGGGCGGCGACGCUCCUCGCCUCCGCCAUCGGGCACCACCGGCCGUCCGAGCUGCUCCCGAUGGCGGCGGCGAGCUUCCGCUCGGUCCGCUUCGACCUGCUGCGGCCCUCCGACCUCGACGGCAGCCACCCCGCCGCCUCGGAGGGGCGCGCGGAACGGUGCUCGCUCGGGCAGUGCGACGCGUUUGUGUCGCACGCGUGGAGCGACCCGGCGGGGCCAAAGUGGGACGCACUGGCGGCGUGGGCAGCCGACUUUGAGCGGGGGCACGGCCGCCCCCCCCGCCUGUGGCUCGACCGGCUCUGCCUCGCGGGCGACCAGCGCAGCGCCUCCGAGGCGCUGCCUUGCCUGCCAAUCUACCUGUCGGGGUGCGAGACGCUGCUCGUCCUCGCAGGGCCCUCCUGGUGCUCGCGCAUGUGGUGCGCGUUUGAGCUCUUCGCUUUCUACGCCUUUGGCGCGCCCACCGACCGCGUCUGCGCCGUGCCGUUCUGCGCGGGGUGCAUGUACGUGCUGGACGCAUCCAGGACACUUGGGUGCCGCAACUACAGCCCCGCGGCGUGCUCCGAGUCCGACGCCCCGCCGUCGCGCGCGCCCUCCGCCGCGCUGCUCGCCGCGUGCGCCGACUUUGACGUGAAGCAGACGCGCUGCUACUUUCCGGAGGACCGGAUCGCCUUGCUGGCCGCCAUCGAGGCGUCCUUCGGGGUCGAGCCCUUCAACCAGUGGACUCGCUCGGUGCUGUCGACGCGAGUCAAGGCCCAGGCGAGGCACGCCAGAGGCCUCUCGUGCAAGCGCGCCGAUUGUGCCGCGCCAGCCUCGCCGGGCGCCGGUGCACGAGUACGUAACGCGAAAAAUCGCGCCGCGGCAAAAAGCAGGAACAUUGAGUAUCACUUGUCGAACCGCAGCCGCGCCACCUCGCUGCGCAGCGCCUACAAGGAGACGGCGGCGAGACGCUUCACCGCAGAAGGUUCCGAGAAGGCAUGCGGCCAGGCAUGCGAGCCGAUGCAGCUGCCGGGAGGCCCGCGGCCGCAGGGCAUGAUGCCGCCGCAAGGCGCGCCGCCGGGAGGGCCGCCGCAGGGCAUGAUGCCGCCAAUGUAG